UUUGUGUUAGUUCGUUUAAGAAUGAAUGGAAAAUUGCUCCUGGUGGUGUUGCUAACAGUUUUCGCAAAUUCGCAAGCAUAUUACUAUCAAGACAAAAUUGAUUAUUAUGUGCAGUUGAUAACAAAUGCGUUUCGUAACGCUUUAACCAAUGUGUUGCCUACGGAUUCGUACCAGUAUUUUUCCGGUGAAGUCAGAAGAAAUUAUGGGAGUUUUGACUUUGUGGUCAUUGGAGCUGGUGCAGCUGGUUCAGUGGUAGCUAAUCGUCUGAGUGAAGUCGAGGAUUGGAGCGUUCUUGUUCUUGAAGCCGGCGGAUAUGGAAAUGAUUUUUCCGACAUUCCUGAUAUGUAUUGGCCAAUAGAGUUCACGCGUUUCAACUGGGGUUAUAACAGCACUCCUCAGAGAACCGCUUGCUUAGGUUUGAUAGACCAGGAAUGCUUCUACCCUCGAGGUCGCGGUGUUGGUGGUUCCACCCUAAUCAACGGCCUUAUCUACUCCCGCGGCCACAAAACCGACUUCGACUACUGGGGCCAGCUCGUCGGAAACUCCCGCUGGUCCUACCCAAGUGUCCUCCAAUACUUCAAAAAGUCGGAAAACUUCGUUUACCGCGACUACACCCAACCUUACGAGCCCGAAUACCACGGCACUGGGGGUUAUUGGCAAGUGGAACACCACUUACCCCGAAGUCCCCAACUGGACGUGUUUCUGGAAGCCAACAGAGAAAUGGGUUUGGGAGUUGCUGAUUACAACGCCAACAGAUUAGGCGCCUCAAGUGCCCAACUCAACACAGCUUUUGGUACCCGAAUGGACACAGGGAAAGCCUUCAUCCGGUCUGUUUUAAACCGUCCAAACUUGAAAGUUCUCACUGGGAGUUUCGUCACGAGAAUUGUCAUUGAUAAAUUCACUCGUUCAGCGAUUGGAGUUGAGUUCACUCACGGAGGGAGGAAUUAUUUCGUGAGGGCGAAAAAAGAGGUGGUUUUGUCAGCGGGGGUGUUCAACACGCCGCAACUCCUGAUGUUGUCCGGGAUUGGGCCUGGGUACCACUUGCAGGACUUGGGGAUUGAAGUUGUUCAAGAUUUGGAAGUUGGGAGUACUCUCUUGGAUAAUCCCACGUUUUAUGGAGUUGCAUUCCGGACGAAUUACACCGAACCGAUUGAACCUUUAGAGGAUUAUAUUCAACAGUAUUUUAGAGGAGUUGGUCCUUUAGCAAUUCCGGGGAAUAACCAAGGAGUGGGUUUUUACGAAUCAAGCUACACCAGAGGUACCGGAAUUCCGGAUCUUGAAUUUAUGUUUAUCCCAGCCGUCGCCUCGACUGUUUUACAACAAAGAGCCUUCAGAUUAACCGACCAAACGUACGAUGAUGUGUAUCGGUACCAAGACGUGGGUAGUACCUUCGCAGUUUAUGUCAUAACCUUACACUCAAAAUCGAGUGGAACUGUUCGACUUAGGAGCAAAGAUCCCUUUCAAUUCCCUCUAAUCGACGCAAAUUUCCUCUCAGAUCCCGAAAAUAAAGACAUAAAUGUGCUCUACGAAGGAGUGGAAUUGCUUAUGCAGAUGUCCCAAACUCGAGCUUUCAGAUCCAUGGAUGCGACUUUAGCUGGUGGUCAAUUGACGGCUUGUAGUCACUACCAGUUUUUGAGUCGGGAGUAUUGGUAUUGUGCCAUACGACAACUUACCAUAAAUGUGUAUCAUCCAUUGGGUUCAUGUCCCAUGGGACGAAAUCCCAGAGAGGGGGCUGUCGUGGAUUCGGAAUUGAAGGUUUUUGGGAUAAAGAAGUUGAGAGUCGCUGAUGCAAGUGUUUUUCCUUUUGCUUUGGCGGGACAUCCCACUGCACCUGCUGUUAUGGUUGGAGAACAAAUGGGCGAUAUACUUAAGGAAAAGUAUAAGAAUAAUGACGAUUAUGAUGUUUUUCUUGACUAUUUUUGAAAUUGUAGUGUGUAGCUAUUUAUCUCUAAUAAAAAUUUCUAGUCAAAGUA
Messenger RNA from Tribolium madens (black flour beetle), 1973 nucleotides. Its product is annotated as glucose dehydrogenase [FAD, quinone]-like. The transcript is spliced from 3 exons. Bases 22 to 1923 code for a protein of 633 amino acids. Lineage: Eukaryota; Metazoa; Arthropoda; Insecta; Coleoptera; Tenebrionidae. Gene Ontology annotation, molecular function: oxidoreductase activity, acting on CH-OH group of donors; flavin adenine dinucleotide binding. The record is from RefSeq and is a predicted model, not a curated record.